UCUUUAAAGCCCCAACCCUCGUCUCCCUCAUCCUCCUUCAUCCUGUUCUUUGUUUCCAUGUCUUCCUCUGCCGGGAGCUUCGAGGCCUCUUCAGCGGCCUUCUCCUUCUCUUCUUCCCACGCAACAUCGUUCUCAGAGCUGCUCGCCGGCUCCGGCGGCGCCACCGCUGCCGACGAGACUUCGAAGCCGGCGAGAGGAUUUAGUAACAGGGGAGGAGGAGGAAUACCUAAGUUCAAGUCCAUACCCCCUCCCCAACUUCCCCUCUCUCCUCCUCCCAUCUCUCCUUCCUCUUACUUUGCCAUCCCCGCCGGACUCAGCCCCGCCGAGCUCCUCGACUCGCCGGUUCUCAUCUCUUCUAAUAACCGGAUUCUUCCUUCUCCAACCACUGGAACUUUUCCUCCAAAAGCUUUUAACUGGAUAGGCGAUUCUGGUAACCGAUAUCAGGACAGAAAAGAAGAUAACAGAGAUUGGUCUAAUUUCUCCUUCCAAACACAGCAGAAACUGAACGUUUUCAAGGGAAGCCAACAACCAUGGAACUACCAAGAACCCAGCAUCAAAACUGAACUUUCAGCACCAACCAUCCAAGCCAAUAACACUAGUAAAGAGCUGAAAAAGUCUGAUGACGGAUAUAACUGGAGAAAGUAUGGGCAAAAGCAAGUAAAAGGGAGCGAGAAUCCUCGGAGCUAUUACAAGUGCACGUUUCCCAAUUGCCCCACGAAGAAGAAGGUUGAAAAAAACCUCGAAGGCCAAAUCACAGAGAUAGUCUACAAAGGCUCUCAUAACCAUCCCAAGCCUCAAUCUACUCGAAGGAACUCUUCUUCAUCUUCCGCUCAAUCACUUCAACCGCUGCUCGCCUCUGCUGCAGCUUCGGAAGCUUCAGAGCACUCCCAUGGCGGCCGGUCAGGGACAGCGAUGGAAUCAGUGGCUACGCCAGAUAAUUCAUCGGUAUCUUUCGGUGAGGAUGAAGUUGGUAUGAGCAUUCAAAGGAGUAAUCUUGCAGUAGAUGAUUUCGAGGUGGAGGAGCCUGAGGCUAAGAGAUGGAAGAUGGAAGGAGGAAACGAAGGGGCGGCGUUGGCCGGAAACAAGACGGUGAGGGAGCCUAGAGUUGUGGUGCAGACGACGAGCGAUAUAGAUAUUCUUGAUGAUGGCUAUCGAUGGAGAAAGUAUGGGCAGAAGGUUGUGAAGGGGAAUCCAAAUCCAAGAAGCUAUUACAAGUGCACAACAGUGGGAUGCCCUGUUCGUAAACAUAUUGAGAGAGCAUCCUAUGACUUGAGGGCCGUCAUCACCACCUACGAAGGCAAGCACAAUCACGACAUCCCCGCCGCUCGCGGUGGGAGCCAUUCGGCAAAUCAGCCGCCGCCGCCGCCGCAGCAGAAUCAUCUGGCCAUCUCAACAACAAUCCGGCCAUCGCCGGCGAUCAUCGCGAACUCUCUUUUCGGCCAAAGAGUUGAUGCUUUUCAACACUCACACUCACCAUUUCCAACGCUGGAAAUGUUACCCAACCAGAGCAACUAUGUUGAUGGCUUUUCAGGAUUUGAAAAUUCUGCUAGUUCUUAUGUGAAUCAACAGCAGAAGCAGAUGGGGAAUUUGUUCCCUGUGGCGAAGGAGGAGCCGAGGGAUGAUUUGUUCUUUGAGUCGCUUUUGUGCUGACUGCUAAAAAUUACACAGACAAAUAUCUAUAUAUAUAAAUCCUGUAGAUGUUUAUAAGUAGGUUGAAAUUUACAGAAAAUAAGUGGGAGCGAUGAUUACUGAUUUUAAUAUUUGUUUGUUUGGUUUUUUAUUUUCAUGUUUUG
Molecule: messenger RNA, 1793 nt
Organism: Phalaenopsis equestris
Lineage: Eukaryota; Viridiplantae; Streptophyta; Magnoliopsida; Asparagales; Orchidaceae
Product: probable WRKY transcription factor 26
Exons: 5
Coding region: 58-1650 (530 amino acids)
Biological process (GO): regulation of DNA-templated transcription
Molecular function (GO): sequence-specific DNA binding; DNA-binding transcription factor activity
Source: RefSeq, a predicted model, not a curated record